Gasterosteus aculeatus aculeatus (three-spined stickleback) is the source of this 3186-nucleotide messenger RNA. RefSeq names its product lysophosphatidylcholine acyltransferase 2 (gene lpcat2). NCBI's taxonomy places the organism in Eukaryota, Metazoa, Chordata, Actinopteri, Perciformes, Gasterosteidae. Gene Ontology annotation, molecular function: 1-acylglycerophosphocholine O-acyltransferase activity; lysophosphatidic acid acyltransferase activity; calcium ion binding. The record is from RefSeq and is a predicted model, not a curated record. Gene Ontology annotation, cellular component: endoplasmic reticulum.
CGCACUCGGUGCACACACUGUGGUUUGCGGUGGCGCCGUGUGACGCUCGUCCGGUGCAGGUGGUGGAAGUGUCCCGCCGCUGACGGAGCGCGAUGAUAACAUAACGCCGCCUCGACCUCCGACCGAUCGUUCCCGCGUCUCUCCGCCCGCUCCUCCCGCUCCUCCCGCGCCGCGAUGCCGCCGCCGCCGCAGCGCGUGUUCGCUCUGCCGAGGCAGCAAUCUCUGCUGCUGCCCGCGGUCAUCAACCCCUUCAUCCAAGACACUCACCUGACCAAAGCGGCCAUAAUAAAAUGUGUCCUCUUGGGUAUCAUCCUGGUCCCCAUCCGCGCUGUCCUCAUGUCCCUGGUUCUGAUGGUGACAUGGCCUGUGGCCGUCCUAAUAACCCUCAACCAUCCUCUGAAAGGAGCAGUGGAGCCAAUGACAGGCUGGAGAAGGGUCAUGUGUCGGAGAGUGCUGGCAGCUUUGGGGCGGACUUACUACUUCUGCAUGGGCUUCAGAGUGGUGGUCAAGGGCAAGCAAGUGGACAGCACCGUGGCCCCCAUCCUGGCUGUGGCCCCGCACUCCACCUUUUUCGAUGGGAUCGUGUGCCUCGUGGCAGGCCUUCCCUCCACCGUCUCGCGUGUCGAGAACCUUGCUACACCCAUCUUUGGCAGGUUUGUGCGCUGUCUUCAGCCUGUGCUGGUGUCCAGAAAGGACCCCGACUCCAGGAAGAACACAAUCCAGGAGAUUGAAAGCAGAGCCAAGUCCAAAGGCCGGUGGCCACAGGUUUUGAUUUUUCCAGAGGGAACAUGUACAAAUCGCUCAUGUCUCAUCACUUUCAAACAAGGUGCUUUUGUCCCCGGGGUCCCUGUGCAGCCUGUGAUUAUGAGAUAUCCCAACAAACUGGAUACAGUGACUUGGACUUGGCAGGGUUUCGGCUCGAAGAUGCUGCUGCUUCUGACUCUGAGCCAGCUGUACACCACAGUGGAGAUAGAGUUCUUGCCAACGCAGAUCCCCACAGAGGAGGAGAAGAAGAGCCCUCCCCUGUUUGCUAGCAGAGUGCGACAAACUAUGGCCCAAACCUUGGCAGUGCCCGUGACGGACCACACGUACGAAGACUGCCGCCUGAUGAUCUCGGCUGGUGAGCUGACGCUGCCCAUGGAGGCCGGCCUGGUUGAGUUCACCAAGAUAAGCCGUAAACUCAAUCUGAAGUGGGACAAUGUGAAAAAGGACCUGGAGGGCUUCGCAGCAAUUGCCGGCUCUUGCAAAGGGGGACGGAUCACCAUCGAGGAGUUUGCCAAAUUCCUGAAGUUGCCUGUCAACCCAGCCCUCGAGGAGCUCUUUGCAUUGUUUGACAGGAACGGAGACGGCACCAUAGACUUCAGAGAGUACGUUAUCGGCGUGACCAUUUUGUGUCGACCAGCCAACACAGAAGAUGUGCUUCGGAUGGCUUUCCAGCUGUUCGAUAUUGAUAAGGAUGAGAAAAUCACCCGGGAGGAGUUCAGUGCUCUGCUGCGCUCAGCUCUGGGUGUUUCCAACGUUAACAUGGCCAAACUCUUCAAGGAGAUUGAUGCUGACCACUCUGGUUUCAUCACCUUUACUGAAUUUCACAACUUCGCCAUGGUCCACCCGGAGUACGCCAAGCUCUUCUCCACCUACCUGGAGCUCCAGAGAUACCAAGCCAUCCAGGAGGCGACGCCAGGUGAUCUGGAAUUAACCGGUUCAGCGGAAAAACAGGAAGAGAGCACAUCUGACAAAAAAGACGACUGAGCGUGAGACCGAGGAUGACUGUGAACUGUCCUCGACUCCCCGACGCUAGAACGGAAAAAGCAAACGCGUGUCCUGCCUUCUGACUUUAAACACAUUCAAGUCGUUUCCCACAACAGGUCAACAUUGUAGGUCAUGUGCUUGCCUUUUUAUAAAUAGUUUAUUAAUAGUACUUCUUUUUUAAAAGUCGGUGCCUUAUCGAGAUCUCAAAGAACCACCUCCCGCACAAUAAAGUUUUGUGUGUAGGUGUGUUUUGGUUAUGUGUUAUUUGUAAAAAAAAGAAAAUAUGGCAGAAAAGUCACACGGGACUCCGUUUUAAAAGGUGUUGAAUUAAAAAUUCAGAGCAUUAACAUCAACAAGUUAGUGUCAGCUUUUUUUUAAUAUACUUAAACUGCCUCGCCAUACUUUUGACUUUUGACCACAUUCUAUGUAUCUGCAGCUUUCCUUUGCUUGGACUUGGAUAAACGUACAUGUGGCGUUGUGUACCUUCUUCUUGGUCCCGUGUAAAUGAGUAGAGAACAAUUGCCGAACCAACACCUUUUUAAAUACAACCAAAAGGCCCACGUGCUUCUGUGUUGCAGUAUAAUUAGUGUACUGUGAGCUUCGUUAAGAUCUCUCCAAUUGGGCAAACGCACUGAUGUUCUCUAGUAAAUCCAUGUCUACAAGGAGCAUACGUGCUGUGCAUUACACUUAUUUUCAGCGCCCGGGGGCCACGGACCUUGUAAGACGGCUGUAUAAUUAGCCAGAGGUUUGUUUUGCGUCUGUAUCUAUUUGCAUUUCUACCGAAGGCGGUUGUUGCUGAGACAGCAGCACGUCUGUGCAGCUUUAAGUUCACUAAAGCAAAUCAACCGCUGAAUUUAGGGCAAUUUGUGAGCAAAAAGGCAACAGCGCUUCUUCACAACAUCGCAUCCCAGAGGGGUACGCUUUCAGAAUAACUAGCGCCACGCGCAUUGCAAUUAUGUGAAUUCUUUUUUCUUUUUUGUUAACACUGCAAAGUUUGCUUUUUAAAAUAAAACAAGGAGUACAAUUUUAAUCUUGCCGGAUUUUUUGUGUUCAUCACUGAGAGAGAACUAAUGACUUGGGCUGUAGAUUUUGAUUUUCAUGGAGCAGAGAUGCCUUGGAAAUAUCUGGUUCACUACAUCACCACCAGGGGCCAGUACUUACCUACGAAUACUUCCUCCAUGUGUUUGUUUUUUGUUUCUUGUACUAAAGUAUUAGUUUGAAAUUCGGCCAGUAUAGAAAACAAUGAUGUUUAAGUUACACUCUGAUUUACGGAACGUGUAUUGGUAUGAGUAGGAUAUUGCGUAAGUGUGCAAAUGUUGCAAUUAAUCCUGAGGCACUGAAAAUGAGUUUUGUCAUCAUUUAAAAUUAAUAUCAGCAAAAAAAGUGAGUUAAUCUUUGAUCUUGAACAUAAACAUUUCAAUAAAUAUCUUAAUUGGU